Messenger RNA from Ctenocephalides felis (cat flea), 1801 nucleotides. It is a transcript of the gene sip3, whose product is annotated as E3 ubiquitin-protein ligase synoviolin B. NCBI's taxonomy places the organism in Eukaryota, Metazoa, Arthropoda, Insecta, Siphonaptera, Pulicidae. The transcript has 8 exons. The record is from RefSeq and is a predicted model, not a curated record. Gene Ontology annotation, cellular component: cytoplasm. The coding region runs from base 52 to 1782 and encodes 576 amino acids.
CCAUGCAACAAUUUUUGUGAAAUUGGGACGAACGAAACGUAUUUAUUAAAAAUGAGAGCCCUUGCGGUUUCUUUAAUAAGUUUAACUUUAACAGCAGCUGUAAUCGGCAAUGCAUAUUAUCAAAAAAAGCAAUUUUAUCCAAGUGUGGUGUAUAUCACAAAAACAAAUGCUAGUAUGGCUGUGAUAUAUGUACAAGCAUUUAUUUUGGUGAUGCUCAUGGGAAAAUUAAUGCGCAAAGUCUUUUUUGGGCAAUUAAGAGCAGCCGAAUUUGAACAUUUAAUGGAAAGAUCUUGGUAUGCAAUAACAGAAACCUGUCUAGCAUUCACAGUUUUUAGAGAUGAUUUCAAUCCAAAAUUUGUGGCAUUGUUUACGGUAUUAUUAUUUUUAAAAUCAUUCCAUUGGCUUGCAGAAGAUCGAGUUGACUAUAUGGAGAGAAGUCCUAUUAUAAGUUUAUUAUUUCAUAUCCGAGUUUUGGGUUUACUAACAUUGCUAGGAGUUCUAGACGUUUAUUUCUUGAGUUCUGCUUACCAAUCUACUGUAACCAAAGGGGCAUCAGUUCAAUUAGUUUUUGGAUUUGAAUAUGCUAUUUUGUUGACUAUGGUUGCAAAUACAGCAAUAAAAUAUUGCUUACAUGCUGCUGAUCUUCGAUCUGAUUUACCAUGGGAUGGAAAAGCGGUACUAUUAUUAUAUACUGAGUUGAUUGUUGGAUUUAUUAGAGUGUUAUUAUAUUUAGCAUUUGUUGCUAUUAUGGUUAGAAUAUAUACUUUACCACUCUUUGCCUUCAGGCCAAUGUAUUAUACAAUGAGGAACUUCAAAAAAGCAUUUAAUGAUGUUGUACUAUCUCGAAGAGCUAUUCGUAAUAUGAAUACUUUGUAUCCUGAUGCCACAAGUCAAGAGCUAGCAGAUGCAGACAAUGUUUGCAUUAUAUGCCGGGAGGAAAUGAACAAUAAUGCAAAGAAGCUUCCUUGCAAUCACAUUUUUCAUACUGCUUGUCUUAGAUCAUGGUUUCAGAGGCAACAAACAUGUCCAACAUGCCGACUUGAUAUUUUGCGUCCUGCACCUACAAACAAUGCAGGACAGACCACACCUGCAGCACAACAAGGAGAGAAUGCUAAUACACCAGCAGCUGAACCACAAGUGCAUGCAGCUCAAAACAGAAAUCAGACAGAUGCAGCAGCACCCAUACCUAAUGCAUUUAGUUUUCCACCUGGUUUUCCAAAUUUAAUAGGGUUUCCAAAUUUGCCUGGUAUGCCUAAUUUACCUGGUAUGCCUAAUUUGCCUGGAAUAAAUAAUUUGCCAGGUAACAAUUCUGGAAAUAUUCCAAAUCUUAGUGGUUUUCCAAUGCCACCAUUUGGGGCUGUGUUCACACCGCCUCCAGUACCACCCAAGGACCUUGCUACUCUUUCUGAUGAAGAAGUGAGAGCUAUGGAAGGUCAUGAAAGGUGUCAUGUUGAAGCAAGAAUUAAGUACAUACGAGAAAUUCAACUGAUGUUAGAUACAUCCAUUGCUCUUAUGAAUAACUAUCAAACAAUAGUAUCAAGGCUGCCUCCUUAUAUACCGGAAAAUCUUGAAAAACAGUCAGAUGAUGUAAAUGAAUCUACACAAGCUUCAAGCAAAAGUAAAUCUAGUAUAAACGAUCCAGGUCCUUCUACAUCAAAGAUUAAUGAACCAAGUACAAGCAAUCCAACAUUAGUAAAUGAUACAUUAGAGCAAACAAUUCCUUCAGGGCCAAAUGAUGAAAUAAGAAGACGACGUUUGAGACAUUUUGAAAAUAACCAAUAAAACAAUUUUAUAGAAUGUA